Penicillium lagena is the source of this 318-nucleotide messenger RNA. RefSeq lists its product as uncharacterized. Bases 1 to 318 code for a protein of 105 amino acids. Gene Ontology annotation, molecular function: protoporphyrinogen oxidase activity, oxygen as acceptor. The transcript has a single exon. Gene Ontology annotation, biological process: heme biosynthetic process. The record is from RefSeq and is a predicted model, not a curated record. Lineage: Eukaryota; Fungi; Ascomycota; Eurotiomycetes; Eurotiales; Aspergillaceae. Gene Ontology annotation, cellular component: mitochondrial inner membrane.
AUGCGACCAUUAUGUGUCUCUAACCAUACACUAAGAGUAGGGCAGCGACCAUUACUAGUCUCUGUCCUCAAUGGCCACCGACGCGCAUACAAUGUCGCCGUGCUCGGCGGCGGCAUCACCGGCUUGAGCGCCGCGUGGAUGCUCACACACCAGCCCUCCUGCACCUCGGUGACCCUCUACGAGAAGUCACCGCGCCUGGGGGGUUGGAUGGAUAGUGAAACUAUUCCUGUGCCCGGCGGAAAAGUGGUGUUUGAGUAUGGUCCGAGAACACUUCGAGGCGCGUCGCCGACCUCGAAGCCUCUCCUCAACAUGGUAUGA